GAGAGAAGGAACACCUGGAGCCACUCGAGACCCCUAGGAAACAGCUCUCAGGCCUGGGUGACUAAGGUCUCAUCCAGGGUCGCCGGGGGCUUGGACGGGUGAGCGAGAGUGAAGGGUACAGGAGAAAGUCCCUGCACACUUCACUUAGGGAGGGCCGGGGUAAGUGACUUUUGAACUGCGGGGUUUCACCCACAGAGGCUGGGACACCCAGGGGACAACAGCGAGGGACCGGGCAGUCCAGCCUUGACCCCUGCCCGGGGGCCCAGUCACGGGGCCGGCGGUGGGGGGCAGGGCUAGGGCCUCGGGGCGUGCCUGCUCUGGUAGCUGAUUGGCUGGCGGGACGAGAACCGGGCGGGUGCAGGGGUGCGGCGCGGAGACGACUACCCCCGCCCCGCGCCCCCCUCACCGGGCACUCCCCGGGCUCCAGGCGGGUGCAGGGGUGCGGCGCCGAGAGCAUCCCCCCUCGCAUCCACCACUCCCCCGGCCCCAGCCAGCGGCGCCCCCCGGCUGUCCGGGCCCGGUGCGUAGGCCUGGUCGAGGGCCCCCUGCCUCCGGGACGGGAGGGGAGGGUCCCGGACUUCAGUCCCAGACGGCGGGGAUCGAGAUGGCCUCCGUGCGGAUCCGCGAGGCCGAGGAGGGAGACUGUGGACAUAUCUUGAGGCUGAUUCGGGAACUGGCCGAGUACGAGAAACUCUCGGACCAGGUGAAGAUCAGCGAAGAAGCCCUGAGAGCCGAUGGCUUCGGAGAGAACCCUUCCUAUCGCUGUUUAGUGGCGGAGGUUUUCUCGGCCCCCGGGGAGCCGCAGGGGCCCCGUAUGGUGGGUUAUGGGCUGUAUUACUUCACCUACAGCACUUGGAAGGGGCGUAACGUUUACCUGGAGGACAUCUACGUGACGCCGGAAUAUCGGGGUCAGGGGAUUGGCUCAAAAAUAAUCCAGAAGGUGGCUCAGGUGGCCCUGGAUCAGGGCUGUUCCCAGUUCCGCCUCGCAGUCCUGGACUGGAACCACAGGGCCAUGGCCUUGUACAAGGCCCUAGGAGCCCAGGAUAUGACCGAAACUGAGGGCUGGCACGCCUUUCGGUUCGAGGGAGAGGCCAUGAGGAAGUUGGCGGGAAAGUGAGGCCAUCCCUUGGGGAUCUCCGUGGUCCACCCUCUCCUUCCCCACCAGCUCAAGCACUCCGCAGAGACUCGUGUCCACUGGCACAGGCCUCCCUGAAGGAAGAGAGGCUGGAAGAGGCUAUUCCCAAACUAUGGACAGAGCAGAAUUGAGGGAGAGGCCUUUCCACCUCCUUGUUGAGGGUGAGAAAUAAAGGAGAAUUACCGUAAGUGUGGUGCUGGCA
Molecule: messenger RNA, 1337 nt
Organism: Ailuropoda melanoleuca (giant panda)
Lineage: Eukaryota; Metazoa; Chordata; Mammalia; Carnivora; Ursidae
Gene: SAT2
Product: spermidine/spermine N1-acetyltransferase family member 2
Exons: 6
Coding region: 605-1117 (170 amino acids)
Molecular function (GO): N-acetyltransferase activity
Source: RefSeq, a predicted model, not a curated record